AUGUUUGAUCUGGAAGAUGACGCGUCUAGACGCGAGAAGUGCUACACGGCAGUGGCUCAACUGCCUUCCUUCAUCGAUCCCAAACAGCCGCCUUUGAAAAAACCGCCCUUCUCGGCUAUUUGGGGGCAUCCGUUUGUGCACACGGUGGAGGUUAUAUUACCUGAAGCAACAUACAAAACCAUUGAGAGCUCAUUCAACGCUAAGCUUCCCAAGCUGCGAUAUGCUAGAGUAUUUAUGUCACUGUCGUCUCUGCUCGAGGGGGACUUCUUCAAUACUUAUAUAAAAUCAGGAAAUGUUCUCAUGAUAUCAGAGGGACGCUCCGGCUCAGAUAAUGUGUUUACUCUGAGAGAUGGAGUCCUGAAAUUAGAGCUUGGAAAGGAGGUAUUUGAACGGACAGGUCUAACAGGGAAGCCCAUCCGCAGUGGGGGCAGAAAACAUGCAAAAGAAAGAUAUCUCGUGGAGAUCAACCUGCGGCUGCCGUCAAUGCUUCACGGCAAGAAAUGUUUUGAGAGAAUAGUAUGGGCCUUCAAGAAUGUCCUCAAUCACACCGUGGCCUGGCUCUUCUAUGACCUGGCAUCGGAGUCGAGUGGUGUUUCCUCCGACGAUCCUUCUCUGAAAGGAAACCACCCUCACAUUAUAGACUGCGAACCAGUGCGCGCCGAUUACUGUGAUGUCCUCGUCCCACCCUUCAAGGGAAUUGAAGUCACAGAAAUGGCGCCAGAGCAGGAAUUAAAGGAUAAUUGCGACGAAAUUUCCGAAUGGCUUGGGAUGGUGACCCUCGGGUCUCCUCGAGUAUUAGCGAGCGAUGAUGUAGACCCGUACCUUUGUCGCUAUAACGUACCAGAUGCGGACGAAGCAAAGCCGUCAGAUAUAGUCAGUUUAAAAUGGCAUGGUCUCCUCCCUCCCAAAUGGAUCAUGGGGCUAUUCCUUAAUCUACUGCGAGAGACUGUCCCAAAAGAUGCAGAAGCUCCGGCCUGGUUUGCUUUCUCCGCGAGUGCCCUGGGGAGGGAAGCUGUGGAAGGAAAAGACGGUUAUACAGUUCUGACAUUGCCUUCUGUAGGCGGAACUGGCGAUAAUGUGCAAAAGAGCCCUGAUACUAGAUCUACCAUCGGUCGCUCGUGUGUUUGCUGGGAGUAUGUUGGCGUCUCAAUUGUUUAG
Messenger RNA from Aspergillus nomiae NRRL 13137, 1158 nucleotides. Its product is annotated as ribonuclease P protein subunit p40. NCBI's taxonomy places the organism in Eukaryota, Fungi, Ascomycota, Eurotiomycetes, Eurotiales, Aspergillaceae. Bases 1 to 1158 code for a protein of 385 amino acids. The record is from RefSeq and is a predicted model, not a curated record. Gene Ontology annotation, biological process: tRNA 5'-leader removal; tRNA 3'-end processing; endonucleolytic cleavage in ITS1 to separate SSU-rRNA from 5.8S rRNA and LSU-rRNA from tricistronic rRNA transcript (SSU-rRNA, 5.8S rRNA, LSU-rRNA). Gene Ontology annotation, molecular function: ribonuclease MRP activity; ribonuclease P activity. Gene Ontology annotation, cellular component: multimeric ribonuclease P complex; ribonuclease MRP complex. The transcript has 7 exons.